Molecule: messenger RNA, 964 nt
Organism: Paramecium sonneborni
Lineage: Eukaryota; Ciliophora; Oligohymenophorea; Peniculida; Parameciidae
Source: the annotation of a GenBank genome assembly
AUGAAAAAAAGCCUAUUUUGGUGUUACUCAUAAUUAAAAUUUUAAUAAACUAAGAUUCUAGUUGCUUAAACCAAAAAGAAUGAAAUUAUUUAUAUAACAAAAGAGGGUAAUAUUAAAAGAAAGUAAAGGGAUUAUAUAUAUUAUAAUUAGAGAUCAAAUUAAAAAAUUAUCAAUGGAUAGGAUAAUACAGAAAUCAAAAAAAGAUUGGAUAAUGGGUUGCUAAUUGGAACAAAUAGAACAUUAGAAAAGUUGGAGAAUAGUAUAAUCUAAUUUCGAAUAAGUACACUAUGUAACGAAGAUGGGUAAAAGCAAGGUUUAUGGUAUGAUAUAAUAAAAAACUAUUGGGAGUAUUUAUUAUUUUAAUUUAUUAGAAAGGCUAAGAUUUUGGAGAUUGGAAAAUAUAUAAAUGAUAAAAGAAUUGGCUUUUGGAGAUAUUAGAAUUAGCAUUAGGAUAUGUAUUAACUUUUUAUUAUUUAAAAGCGGAGGUGGGUUUUACGAUAAUUAAGGUUUAGAAAUUGGUUUAUAGUUAGAUUUGAGUUCUAAUUAUUUUGAGUAAUUAUUUAUUAUGGAAUAUUAUUAUUAAUUAGUCAGAGUAAAGUUACCUAUUUAGGGGAAUAUCACAAAUAAAAAAUUAGGUAAAUGGAAAAUCAAUUUCAACAAUAGCAUAACGUAGAAUAUUUUAUUUAUUUUUUAAGUGGAGGUGGUUAAUAUAAUAGAAUAGGUUAAAAGAAUGGAAAUUGGAUUGACUUAUUUGAUAAUUUUUACACGUAAAUAUUUUGAAUAUUAGUAUAAGUGAAAGUUAAAUUAUUUUUAAAGGUAAUUAUUUAAAUGGCAAAAAAUGGGCUAAAUGGGAUAUUUAUUUUAGAGAUAAAAGUGACACUCCAAUUUAAUUAAAGUAGUAUUUUUUAAAUGAAUUAUUUUUAGUGGUUGUGGAAUCUAUGAGAUAUUGGAAAGAUAUUUCUGA